Molecule: messenger RNA, 5574 nt
Organism: Triplophysa dalaica
Lineage: Eukaryota; Metazoa; Chordata; Actinopteri; Cypriniformes; Nemacheilidae
Gene: ppp1r9ala
Product: protein phosphatase 1 regulatory subunit 9A-like A
Exons: 20
Coding region: 286-4308 (1340 amino acids)
Biological process (GO): calcium-mediated signaling; actin filament organization; neuron projection development
Cellular component (GO): postsynaptic density; dendrite; cytoplasm
Molecular function (GO): actin filament binding
Source: RefSeq, a predicted model, not a curated record
CAUUUGCAAAAGAAUCGACUCCUAAGAACCACUCAUUCUAGAUUUGGACAGGAGCACUAAGCUGAAGAGCCAUGGCGGUGAAACAAAUGACAUGGUUGGAUAUCUAAAUUACACAGAGCACAAGCACCGGCGUCCGACCACUAUGAGAUAUUCGCGAAGAUGAGCUCUGGCAUUCCAUUCAGUGUCUCAUAGGAACCAGGAAGAGCUCAUGGCAUUGUCCCGCUAAGGAUUAAGCACCGUACCUAAAAAUUCCGAUUAAAAGUGGGGCUUUUAAAGGUCAGUAAGAUGAUAAAAGCCGAAAGCAAGGCUGAACGCAGCCUUCGCAGCGCCUCUCCGCAUAGAAAUGCAUACACGUCGGACUUCCACGCCAUUAAGUGCUCCUUUGAUGGGACCAAAACCGACAGCGCGGCCAAAUCCUAUGCUAAUGGGGCCAGCGACCCCCGGGAGGACUCAAGAGGGCGACCGUUUGGCAACCGGGUGAACAAAAUCAAGAACAUCUUCCUGCAGAUGGACGGUCAGCAACAGCCGGAGAGCCCGGAGGCAAAACCCGUCACGUCUCCCGUGUCCGUGUCCCCAGUGUCUAAGUUCCCGGUUAGCACCAACAAAACCCGCCUCGGUAGUGCUAACAACCAAGAAGCACACAGAACUCCUCAAGGAGAGGAAGUUGAGGUAGAUAAAUCCACCCUGGCGGAGAAGUUUUCAGUCACCAGAAAGCUCUUUGAAAGGGGGUUAAAGGAGCAACCCUCCGCGGAGAGGCCGGUAGCUGGCAGAGUUUCUACUCGCCUGUCCCAGGGGAGGGGGUCUGAGGAGGGGCGCGGGUGCCGGAGGUCCUUUGGAUCUUCUGAAGAUACUGUCAUCAAAAGCCCCACUUCAACCGUACCGGUAGAAAGGAGGGACGUUGAGGACUCCAAGGAGGUCAAUAGGUUAUCGCUGAAUGCGGGGCCCAUUUCCAGACGCUUGGAAAGCUUCAUCGCCGAUGGUGACAAUGAAGACUCGAUAGGAGCUUCAGCUAAAAGCCCGGAAAAAGUCAGCAGCCCCAUCGAAGGAUCUCUGCGAGGAAUAUCCCAAAAACCAACACCGCAUGAGGCUGAUCCCAGCAACAAACCCGUGUUCCAAUUCUCACCUAAAACGGAUAUCCAGUCUUCAGUGGUCGGCAGUCCUCCAUUCAAGUCCACGAGUCUUGUUUCUCCGGUGUCAUCCAAACUAACCUCCCCGACCAGCGAAUCACUGUCUCCCACUACCCACAGCCCAUUUAAACGCUCUCCGCCGAGUCCACCUAGUCCUCAACCGAGAGACCUUCAGCCUCUACCCUCACCAAACAGUUUUUACAAGGGCACGAGGAGCCCCGAGUUACCAAAAAACGAGAACGACGAAAUUCAGAGCCCUUCCAGGGACAAAGCUCCCGAGCAGUCUCAACUAUGUCUGGACGCCACCAGGGUUGGAGUGGUUCGGGCGGAGCUCGUGGCGGUCCAGAACGAGUCGUCGGAAAGCGAGGAGAGCGAAGAUGACCUUUUGGAUGAUGUUUUCAUAGAGGUGAGGCAACAAAGGGACCUUAAAUCUGAGGUACCGAGUGAAGAUUUCAUUAAUGCUCCAGAGGUCCUGUCAUCUCAGGACCCUAGGGAGAAAAGUACAGACGUUGAAGAACAGGAGGAGGAUGAUGCGUGUUUUUUGACAGCAGAGCUGAAGAGAGAGGAAGAGAAGGAAGAAAAGGAUUUUGGUAAUCGUGGAGAGAAUAACAUUCUUGAAGAUGAUGAGGAUAGCGAGCAGGAAGAUCCGGACGAAUGCGCAUCACCUGCGUUUUAUAGUUUUGAGAACGCUGCAUUUGUGGAUGAUAAGGAAGGCGAACCGGUUCUGAACCAGGAUGAGGAUGUCUACGAGGAGUAUGAUGAAAUUCCAGGUCUGUCUGAGGAAGAGGAACGGCCUUCAAGGAGGGCAAUUCGAUUCUCCACUCAACCGAUUCGGGUGUACUGCACAUUCUCCAAUGAAGAUUACGACCGGAGGAACGAUGACGUGGAUCCUGUGGCCGCAUCUGCCGAGUACGAGCUGGAGAAACGGGUGGAGAAGAUGGAUGUGUUUCCUGUAGAGAUCGAGAAAGGUGAUAAAGGGCUGGGGAUCAGUAUUAUAGGGAUGGGUGUUGGGGCAGAUCAGGGUCUGGAGAAACUGGGCAUCUUUGUUAAGACCAUCACUGAAGACGGAGCCGCGGAGAGAGACGGAAGGAUUCAGGUGAAUGAUCAGAUCGUAGAGGUGGACGGCAUCAGUCUGGUUGGUGUGACGCAAUUCUUUGCUGCGACUGUCCUCAAGAACACAAAGGGAACUGUCAGGUUUCUGAUUGGCCGAGAGAAGCCAGGUGUUCAGAGCGAAGUGGCCCGGCUGAUCAGUGAGACUCUGGAGCAGGAACGACAGCAGCAGCAGGUGGACGACACCUAUGAGCAGUCCACCGAAGAGGACGAGCACUACGAGGAUGAGGAGGAAGGAGGGGAGGAGGGUAUCCUGGGUUCGAGUUUUAGCCAGAGGAAUGCGGAAGUGCAGGACCUGCCUGAGAGCGAGGACAUGUUCCUACCGUCAGACAUGGACACCACUCAGCUAACUUUCAGAUUCAAAGAGCUCCAGAUGAAACACAACAUCGCAGAGGCUGAAGUAGAUGAACUCAAAGAGCGGUUGAGGGAGUCGGAGGAGGAGCGGGCGGCGUUGGGGGCGAGAGAGGCUCAGUUAGAGCGGACCAUUCAGGAGAACUCUGAGAGAACCGCUCAGAUGGAGAAGAACUGGCUGGAGGCUCAGACUCUCUGUAAAACCAUCAAUGAGAAACUCAACAACACACAGAGCCAGUAUGAAGAGCUGGAAAACAAAUACAUCAAAGCCAAGAAACUACUCAAAGACUUUCAGCAGAAGGAGACCGAUUUCGAGCAGAGGGAGGAGGAGCUGAAGAAAGCUUCAGAGAAGAGAGAGGCCGUAUAUAAAGCUCAGAUAGAAGAUCUGCAGCGGAGGUUGUCAAAGCUUGAGUCUGGUGAUGGUGAUAAUGAGCUUUCAUUGUCAGCCAGAAAGUCUGCAGAUUCACUUCUUCUGGGGGUGGACUGGAGUGAGGCGGUUCCUGAGACGGAGCGUUUGGACACCAGUGUCCACCGUGCCAAAGGUCAGCUGGCCCAGAAAGCCAAGCGACAGCCGCCAUCCCGCAGUAAACUGAAAGAAACUCUCAGUUCCCCGGGAGAACAUUCACAGGAUGGUGAAUCAGUCAGUGCUGAAACUCCUCCGUCUCGCAGGAGAUCAUUCCGGGAGAGUUUGACUCUGGCAGUGGCCAUAUCCUCCCCUGUCAGUCCCUCAACAGAAAGCGUUACGUCUUCUGUGGCCAACAGUAGCCAAUCAUUGCUGAAGGAUGCACAGAGUCCUGCCCUCUCAACAUCCAAAGACUCCUCCCCCUCCAGUUUCCUUCGGAAUGUAAAGAAGAGAGAGUCCAAAGGCAAAGGCAAGGAGCUUAAAGAGGAUUCUAACGAUGCCGCUGGAAAACCCAAACGCAGAUUCCCAGAUUUUGGUGGCUUGAGGAAAUCUGGUGGGAAAGGGAAGAAACAAAACAAAGAAUCGAUGAGGGCGUCGCUGGACAGCAGAGGUUCGGCGGAGUUGUUGGAGGAGCCAGGAGUUCGAGUCUCUCCCUCAGAUUCCAUGAGCUCCAUCCCCACCUGCAUGCCUUUCUCCUGGUUCGGAGAGAAGGACAGAGACCGAGACAGAGAUCCUUCAUCUUCAUCCAGCAGUCUCCCGUACACCGCUACAGAUGCCAGUGAACAAUCACACAAUUCUAAAAACAAGACAAACCUCUCGUGGUCUUCUCUGUUCAGUCGCUCCUUAGAUUUGACUUUGUCAGUGCUAGAUGAUUCGAACCCCAGCAGUCCGGGUUCAGAAUUGUCUGGGCUGGUGGUGGAGCCCAGCCUGUCGGGUCGCUCGCACACGUUAACCUUCUCAUCCAGCGAGAUGCUGGAUGAGGAGCCGUGCUCUACUGGAAAGGACUACCAGUGGCAGAACCGCCCGGUCUCUGAUUGGACGUCUCAGCAGGUGUGUCAUUGGCUGAUGGGGAUGAAUAUGGAUCAGUACACACCAGAGUUCACCACACAAUCCAUCGACGGACAGCAGCUGCUGAACCUGGACAGUGACAGACUCAAGGCUCUGGGUGUGUCCAGUCAGAACGAUCGCGCCACCAUUAAGAAGAAACUGAAGGAGAUGAAGAAGGCUCAGGAGAAGCUGGAUAAACAGCGCGAGAAGCGAGAUAAAGAGGCCAGACGGAGCGCACGGCUACCCGCCAGCACUGACUCAUUAUGUUGAUGAUAUUCAGAAUCAGUGCAUGUCACCAUUUGUUUCUCUUCACAUCACUGUAUGACACACUCCGGCCCCGUUUCAUCCAUAGAUGACAUGGGACGACUAAAUAACCACUGUACUUCCAAUACAAACACUAAGUCAGCGGUCAGUAAAUGAUCAAAAACCUGAUCAGAAUCAUUCAUGAAGCUCCUUAUGAAACCCUGAGUGAGGAUGUUUGAAUACACGCGUCCUGACCACUAUUGAACGGCUUUUGGGUUUGACAUGUCUGUCUUUAUAACCACUCUCAUUCCAGCACAAAGUUUUUGUCCAUAUGUGUUUGGUUAGCGCCUGUGAGUUUGCUAAGAUCAAUGUUUACUGACCGUGUCCAUCUUUCGUCCAAUUGCCUUCUGGGUAAGAGUUUUAUUUUAUUAUAAUUUUUUAGUUUAUUAGACUAGCGUAUGACAUGGUUUGGAUUUUACAUCUGUCCAAUCCAUAGCAGACCAAAAAUUUAUUAGUUUUAAUUGUAUUUUAUGACACAACCACUAUAGGGGCUAUAAAAACGUGCUAUUUUUAUGGAAAAAUGUAGUCGGACGCAAAUUUUCACAACUUUGCCGCCAAUAUGGAGGCAUGGAUAGUGCUUUUAAAUAGUUUCUAUUUUAUUUUAGAAGUCAUUUUGGCUUGUGGUGCCCAAUGGAUCAUUUUGCUGGAACUUUGUACAGUUAUAUGAGCACUAUAUUUUUACCGAAACUAGUUGGGGCACGGUUUAUAAAUGUACAAAUAAAAUGUUUUAUAUACAUCUAUUAGAAUAUCUUUAAGGAAAAACAUGAAUCUAACUUUUGUACACGUUCUACUAAGUAGGAUAGCUCACUGGUUAAAAUGAUUUGCUAAUUCUAAAAUGCAGAAUAAAACUGGUGAAAUGAAUUCGCGUCUCUGAAAUCGAUUGUAUUCGGACAGUCAGGAUUGAUCACAAAUAUGCUGGCAUAGUUUUAUCAGUAACUGUGACCAGAACUGUAUUUCUCUGAUGGUGUAAUACGUCGAAGUAAAGGAUUAUCAUCUGAUUGUAAAUUUGUUUUAAAAACAGACUCAAUCUGUGUUUGUCAUCAUGAUUUUAUGUCCUGUGAUCACAAAAUACUUUUCCACUGUAUAAAAUGGCUGAUUUUUUAGACUUAAAUCAAACUUUCUAUCUGGUACAAAAUGUAUAAGCUGCAAAAUAAAUACUUUUUACUCUGUAACAAAAUGUUGAAUUACAAGUUUCUAAAAUAUUCCAAAAUAAAGUCGUUUAGGGUUAGUUCA